CAUCAACGAGCGGAAGUUACGCGGUCGCGGCAAUUCUGAGAUCUCGUCAGGUCGGGUGGGCCUUUCAAACGAUGUGUGGGAAGAAUUUGUCCCUAGUCCGAGUCCCCUCCCGACCACAUAUUUAGUCGUAGGCUGCCCCCAUCUAUUGACGCAGAGAAAAAGAGAGAGAAAAAAAGAAAGAUGUGAACACUAGUUUGAUUAUUUCCAUCCCCCUCUGUCCUCCCUACCAAACCUACUUGGUCGGUCUUGGAGCUAUCUUAGCUCUCUGAUCUACCCUCCCCUCUAGAUCCUUGAAUCUCCUCCUUAAUUGGUGGGGAUAUUCAUCAAUCAGGAGGUCCUCGUAAAAAUACGACUCUUGUCAACCAGCACGAUGUUUGGAAGGAAAGAUCAAGACCUCGAAAAAGGUCCUCAGGUGGUGAAGUCGACUUUGGACACCAGCAGCGAUGGCGCCGUACCCGGAGAGACGUUUGUAUAUGGUGAUUCACUGUAUGCGAAGCUCCAACGACUCGCAGGGAAGAUCAACAUUGAGCAGCGAGGAAUCGAACGGGUACCGGUAGAGGAACAGACGGAUACGUCUUACUUCAAUAUUGGCAGCAUGUGGUUGGCGGCCAACAUGGUAGUCAGUUCUUUUGCCAUUGGUGUCCUUGGGAAAUCACUCUUCUCCCUUGGCUUUGUCGAUGCCAUCCUUGUGGAUCUCUUCUUCAACCUCUUGGGUAUCAUGACGGUGGGAUUCUUUUCGUGCUUCGGCCCUCCCUUCGGCCUGAGACAAAUGGUGCUCUCGAGAUUCUGGUUUGGCUGGUGGGGAACAAAAUUCAUUGCCUGCUUGAAUGUCUUGGCAUGUAUAGGUUGGUCUGCGGCCAAUGCAAUCGUUGGUGCUCAGCUCCUCCAUGCGGUGAACAACGAUGUCCCGGGUUUUGCAGGAGUCUUGAUCAUCGCCAUCUGCACGUUCGUCAUCACGUUUGCCGGUUACAAAGUGGUCCAUAUGUACGAGUAUUGGAGUUGGGUUCCAACCUUCAUUGUCUUCAUGAUUGUGUUCGGCACAUUCGCCCACUCCGGUGACUUUGUCAACAUUCCCAUGGGCGUCGGGAAAUCCGAGCUCGGUAGCUGUCUGUCCUUUGGCUCAACCGUCUAUGGUUUUGCCACCGGAUGGACCAGUUACGCGGCGGACUACACGGUGUACCAGCCCAGGGACCGCAGCCGCCGCAAGAUCUUCUUCUCGGCUUGGUCCGGCCUUAUUGUUCCUCUCCUUUUCACCCAAUUCCUUGGAAUCGCUAUCAUGACUGCCACCAGCAUCGAUGGUGGGAACAACAAGUAUAUGGCUGGUUAUUCGGCUUCCGGAAACGGAGGUUUACUUGCCGCUGUUCUUGAGCCUCUGGGAGGAUUCGGCAAGUUCUGUCUUGUGAUUCUCUCCCUUUCCAUCGUCGCCAACAACUGCCCCAACAUUUACUCCGUCUCCUUAACCCUCCAAGUUCUCAGCCGCUACUCUCAAAGAGUUCCUCGAUUCAUCUGGGUUUUCGGUGGUUCCUGUGCCUCUGUGGCCAUUGCUAUCCCAGGAUAUUCCCACUUCGAGACCAUCCUCCAGAACUUCAUGAACAUCAUCGCCUACUGGCUAGCAAUUUAUUCCGGUAUCUCGCUCACAGACCACUUUUUCUUCAAGCGUGGGUUCGGCGGAUACCGCAUCGAAAUCUACAACAAACCCAAUGAGCUUCCUCCUGGCAUUGCCGCCGCCGUUGCUUUUGGCUUCGGUAUCGCCGGUGUGGUCACCGGCAUGAGCCAGUCCUGGUGGACUGGCCCCAUUGCGAAGCAUGCGGGUGCACUACCUACUGGUGGUGAUAUUGGGUUCGAGCUGGCUUUUGCUUUUUCCUCGGUAUCGUAUAUCUUCUUGAGAAAGGCUGAGCUGAAGGUAUUUGGCCGGUAGUUAGCGCUAUUUGGAUUUCCAGCGUGGGGUAUGGGUUUGUGUAUACGUUUUUAUUUCUGAUUAUGUCUACUACGUCUUUGUUCUUAACGGCAUUGACUGUUCUCUGGAAGAGAUAAUUGGUUGCAUUUUCAUGAUACCGCGAGUCAUGUAUAUAGUUGUUUGUAAUCUCGGAGCGGAUAUACCUACGUGUAUAGGUUGCAGAGAAGAUCAUUUAAUAGUAACUGAAGUACGUCUUGA
Messenger RNA from Aspergillus alliaceus, 2155 nucleotides. Its product is annotated as cytosine permease. Bases 371 to 1918 code for a protein of 515 amino acids. The record is from RefSeq and is a predicted model, not a curated record. Gene Ontology annotation, biological process: transmembrane transport. Gene Ontology annotation, molecular function: transmembrane transporter activity. Lineage: Eukaryota; Fungi; Ascomycota; Eurotiomycetes; Eurotiales; Aspergillaceae. The transcript has 3 exons. Gene Ontology annotation, cellular component: plasma membrane; fungal-type vacuole membrane.